UAAGUUGUCUUUUCAUUACACUUCUUGCAUCGAAACACACUUGAAUCUGGCUCAUUCUAAACAAAAAUUAUAAAAUGUUUGUGGUCUCCCGUUUGUUAACCCAUGUUGGCAAACUGCCGCCCAUGGUCCAGCAGCUUGGAUACAUUAACCGCGGUCUCAAGGUCACCGUUGUGGGUUCGGUGGGUGGCAUUGGCCAGCCGCUGUCUCUUCUUCUCAAGCUGAAUCCGGACGUCUCGACCCUAUCGCUGUACGACAUUAAGAAUACAACCGGAGUGGGCGUAGAUCUAUCCCAUAUCAACACCCGUGCUACGGUGUGCCCGUUCGAGGGUAAGGAUGGUUUGAAAAAAGCUAUGGAUAAGGCUGACAUAGUGGUGAUACCGGCGGGCUUGCCACGUAAGCCCGGAAUGAAGCGCGAAGAUUUGGUGGACGUGAAUGCCAGCGUUGCCUGCGAAGUGGCUUUUGCGGCUAGUGCUGUUUGUCCCGGUGCCAUGCUGGCCUUCAUCACGAAUCCCAUCAAUGUGAUAGUGCCCAUCGUGGCCACGAUUCUCAAGGCAAAGGGUACCUACGAUCCGAAUCGACUAUUUGGUGUCACCAGUCUGGAUGUGGUACGAGCCCAGACCUUUGUGGCGAACAUCCUUAACUCCGAUCCACUGAAAGUGAAUAUACCCGUGAUCGGUGGCCAUACGGGUCGCACCAUCCUACCCAUCCUGUCGCAGUGCGAUCCCCCCUUCAAGGGCACAGAUGAGGAGCGCCAGGCGCUGAUCCAACGCGUCCAAAACGCGGGCACAGAGGUAGUUAAUGCCAAGGAUGGACUGGGAUCGGCCACCCUAUCGAUGGCUUUUGCAGCAGCUCGUUUUGUAAACUCAUUGAUAAAGGGUAUCAAGGGUUCGGAGGAUGAGUGCGUUGUGGAGUGCGCUUAUGUGGAGUCCGAUGUCACCGAGGCCCAGUUCUUUGCCACACCCCUGAAACUGGGACCCCAGGGUAUCGAGGAAAAUAAGGGAUUGCCCGACUUAGACGAUGAGGAGCAGAAAUCUUUAGAAUGCAUGCUGCCCAUUUUGAUGGAGAGUAUCGAAAAGGGCAUCAAAUUGGGCGAGGGUAUGAUGACCAGUUGCGUAUAACAGUGGUAAUACAACGUACAUAGUUUAUUCAGAUUUUUGUUAACUGUGCCUAAUAAAUUAUUUUGUUAUUUUGA
Molecule: messenger RNA, 1192 nt
Organism: Drosophila yakuba
Lineage: Eukaryota; Metazoa; Arthropoda; Insecta; Diptera; Drosophilidae
Product: malate dehydrogenase
Exons: 1
Coding region: 75-1118 (347 amino acids)
Biological process (GO): tricarboxylic acid cycle; carboxylic acid metabolic process
Cellular component (GO): cytoplasm; mitochondrion
Molecular function (GO): L-malate dehydrogenase (NAD+) activity
Source: RefSeq, a predicted model, not a curated record